This is a messenger RNA of Adineta ricciae, 720 nucleotides long. The record is from the annotation of a GenBank genome assembly. Lineage: Eukaryota; Metazoa; Rotifera; Eurotatoria; Adinetida; Adinetidae.
AUGACAUGUACACAUGGAAAUGCUAAUACUGAAUUAGCAAAAGAAUACAUUUCCAAGCGAAAAAUUCCACAAUUAUUUGAAGCGUUAAUCACUGGCCUUAUGGUUCAUAAACCAGAAGAUCAUAUCGAGUUUAUCAUAAAUUCAUUAAAACGAUACAAAGAUGGAAAUCAACAAUUGAAAUGGGAUGAAUUCAUCGAACGUAAAGGUGGAAUGCACAAUAUAUUAGCACCGAUUACUAAAUCGACGGAUUUGAAUACAGCACUUGAAAUCGACAACCGUCUAUCGAAACUUGAUGCUAUACCUGCCGGUAAACAUGAAGAAAAACCGAAAAUUCAAGAACGACCGCAAUCCCCAACUCCUGAUCAGCAACUCAAACACGAACAAGAAAGAGCACAAGCACCGAAGUCCGAUCAACAACACACAAGUAAUGACGAUAAGACUAAAUAUCAACCACAACAGAUGGCAAAUGCUCAAGUAACUGAACACAAACGUUUAUUGCAAGGCAAACCAAUAAUUUUCGUUGGUGGUGGACCAGGUAGUGGUAAAGGUACACAAUGUGAGAAAAUGAUUGAAAAAUAUGGUUUUACACAUCUAUCAACUGGUGAUUUGAUUCGCGCUGUUGUCAAAGAUUCAACGUCAGAAAAGGGUCGUUAUUUCAAUGAAAUCAUGUCUCAAGGAAAACUCAUUUCUACUACAUUCUCGGUUUACUUAAAGACGUAA